Molecule: messenger RNA, 875 nt
Organism: Symbiodinium necroappetens
Lineage: Eukaryota; Dinophyceae; Suessiales; Symbiodiniaceae
Source: the annotation of a GenBank genome assembly
AUGGCAAAAGGAGGCAGCCUUCUCUCCACUCUGAUUGCCAUUGCGCUCGGCUUGGCUCUGUUGAUGGUGGCCCAGCAGUGCUUCUUGACAACUACACCGACGCCACCCUCGGGCAAUGCUCAGCCACGGCACGCGCAAAACAGGGUGGACCUGCAACUCCACAAUGCGCCGAUGGUGCCAAUGGAAGGUGAUUUUGCAGCUGGUUCCCUUUUCGCUGGUUCAGAAGCUCUCUCUCUUGAGGGCGCUGACCGGGAAGUCAACGUUGCAAUGUUCAACAAGAAGCGCACGAAACGAGACCGAAGUGAGGGUUGGACCCUGCGAAAGAAGUUUCGCAGUUGCUCCCUUCUGGCCCGCGCUGCCACCGCGAAGGGCCGGAAGAUUCUGAAGAAGCGCAUGUGGCGCGGCAAGAAAGUGCUUGCACCCGGCGACUACUGCAACUACAAGAUGCAGAGUGAAGAAGUUGCGCUAGGUCCAUGGGGCGCUCUCACUCCCAGGCCGUCUUUCCCGCCUGGUACCGGCUUGUCCAAAGCCUUUGCCCGCCAGCGCCUGGACGUGCAGACCGUCCUCCAGUGCCUCUUCUUCCCCUGGCUGCUCUUCUGUGCCACGUAUGCGCUGCUGUCCUGCUCCCUGCACUUCUACCGGCCGAGCCUCACCUACUCCUUGGUGGCCCUCGCAGCGCUGCCGCCCACGGUGCUCACGUGGCCACCAAGAGUGCAAUGUCCAUCCUACCGGAAAAGCCUGUGUUCACAAUAUGGCAUGCAUCAGAGUUUCAGAGACGGCAGCGGGCGCAAGAUGCGAGGGGCGGGCGCAUCGCAGGGAGGGACGGGGGACUGGGGACGGGUCGCGGGGAAAUCGAGGGCCGCGCCGGUGCGUGA